AUUGCUAUAGGUGCUUAGGAAAGCGCAGAAAAGCGAGAAACAGGAAUGGCGUCGUAUUCGGGACGAGAUAGCUCGAGAAACUACCGAGCAUAUAGAACACAAACUUCGGACGGCAGUCGAGCAUCUUCUUGGCACUGGAAAGCAACUGUCAGAGCGAGCUAGAAUCGAUGAGAUCGCCGAACAACCGGCUAAUGAAGUUGUCCAACAUGUGUUCAUGUACCUCUCUCACAGAGACAUGUUUCCUGCAGACGUCAACGAGGCUAUGCGGCGCUUUUUCGGUUACGUUUCGGCAAACCAGUUUGCCAGCAAGCUAUUCAAACUGGCCAUAUGCAGAGGUACAAUCGAAGAUCCCGAACAAGCGCAAGCAGAGUACGUCGAAGACGGAGAAGACGACGCGGAAGAAAGUGAAGAAGACGAAGAACAAAACGAGAACAAUGAAAGCAACAAAGAGUACGAUGUAGAUUGGGAUAGAAAACACCACCGUCAAGUAGUACCAGAAGAUGAUGUAGCUGCUGAAAUUUGCAAGUGGUUAGACCAGACAGAUGACCUUGAUCUCCGCGUGUUGGCUCAGAUAGAGGCCAGAGUAGCGACCAGCUUCGAAGCUCCCGAAUUCACCCAUCUCGAUCACGGAUCCUUUUUGUAUCUCGUCACUCACAACAAUGCCAUCGCCUACAUGCUCGAAAAGUCGUCCUUACAAUUUGGAGCGUCAGCAAACGACAGAGAGCAGUCGGCGCAAGCCUAUUUAAAGCAAGCACCACGAGAGAAUGUUUUGGAUUUUCUUCAGCAAUGCGGGACUGGGACGCAGCCGAUUUCUUUGUCUCAAGCAAUUUGUGAUCAGUUUGGUGUAGUCCGCGUUGAAGACCUUCGCCUCGGAUCGAUCGAACGGCUGAUAAAGCGUGCUCAGAAUCAUCGAAAUACAAACAGUGUCACCUUAGAAGGUGGUCCCGUUUUUCCUCGCAUUGCUUACCAAUCAGCUCUUCUCUGUGGAUCAACUCAAUUGGAGUCAAGUCACGAGAUACGGACGGCUGCUCCGGGAGGGUCCGGAUCCGGCCCGUUGGGUUGGCAGACGGAAGAACGCGCUGCACGGUUGUUGCUUUCGUGUCCGUUUCUCGGUGAUCUAUCGAAAUGGUCACACUGGGAUGAAGUGUUCGCUCCCAGUCACGGUCCGCUCAAGGACUUCAUCAGCACCAAAGCUGCAGCUGCCUUACCCUCGUCCUCGGGAGUGUUCGCUCUAGAAGUCGAACCAGGAGUGUAUCUGAGAGUAAAUCCUAGAUGCUCAAUGGAUGCUUUCGCUGACGCUGUAGCCAAUGGUGACUCACUGACAGCAGCUGUACAGAUCAUCGGUCUGAUCAUAGAGAGUGGCAAUGUCGGUGCGUUUGCUCUGUCUCUCGCUGCUAGCCGUACAAGGACGGCAUUAGAAAGACUCGUUGCUGCCAAGGAAGUAGCAAUCGACUGCGAAUCGUACACAGACCACCACGAAUGUGGACCGAUUUCGGAUGCAAGUGUGUUGGAAUUUGGUCGACAUCCAGCAGUGCAGUUCAUUCUCGAGAUGUUCUUACGCAUUCCACACAAACUAUCCGUUGCCCUUAGCCAACAGGUGUUGCUUGAACCACUGCAUCAUAUUGUUGGCGCGGCAUUGGCUCCCAAGUUGUUGCUCCAGCAUUGCAGAUCGGAAGACGAGAGGACAAGUUUGCAGAGAUUGGGCAUCGCUUUUAGCAUAUCGGAAUGGGUGCAAGACUUUGAACGGCGCGGUCAACCACCACCAGCUGCUUCAUUCAUUUCGAACAAAUUGUAUCGGUCUGAAAUAAAACAGGAAUCAGAAGGAGAAAGGGGAGAAAGGAAGAACGAAACUUUAUCGGAAUCUGGAAACGAUUUGGAAGUAGUCACUUGUAAACACCUCCUUGUAGAACUAACGACUGCAGAUGAGGGCACGGUUGAUAGCGAGAAGACGGAAGAGGACGAGUGGCCGAUAUCAUUACACGACGACAAUACCGACAAACAACAGCCGAUCUCUAGUCCGCUUCGACAGUCACAAGACACGAGCAGCACCCAACAAGAUCCUUCGACAGACAACGAAGACGUCACAGAAUCAUACGCCAGCAUCAGUGACGUCCGAGAAUCAUCCGUCGACGCCGAGAACGAAACCAUCAAGUCGGAAGAGACGGAUCUUAGUGUCUCUUUGCUGGAGGACGACACAGAGUGCAAGGCUGUCGUCGACGACAUUCUUCGAGAAGAGUUCGGCGAAGGACUCGAGCUGGGACCGGAAGAGGCGAAACUUGUGCAGAAACAACGUCUCAGAGAAGGUCGCGGUUUGCAUCGUCUUUCGAGCGAACUCUAUAGCAAGGACACCCACUUUGUACUGGAACUCGUUCAGAACGCUGACGACAACGCAUAUCCAAACUCCCAAGACCAACCGUUUCAGCCUGCCGUCGUGUUUGUGGUGACAAGAGAUUGCAUAACGGUUCUAAACAAUGAACUUGGCUUUCAAGAUAAUCACAUCCGGGCUCUGUGUGAUGUGGGCCGCAGCACAAAAGGCAAACACACAAAGGGUUACAUCGGUCAGAAAGGAAUUGGGUUUAAGUCUGUGUUUCGUGUGACGGACACACCCGAGGUGCAUUCCGGAGGUUACCAUAUUAAAUUCAAUGCACAGAGCGGUCCUCUGGGCUACAUAUGUCCGCACUGGAUUCCACUGCAGGAAAGAGGCAUACACGCCCAUCAGCUGGACGGUAUUGAGGGAGCAGAUGACGAAGGAUGGACGACAAAGAUCAUUCUUCCCCUAAAAAGCGGUCUAUGCGGUCAAGUGAAAAGCUUAGCACCUCGAUUCCACGACGUGCAACCCUCCCUUCUUCUGUUUCUCAACCGUUUGAGAAGCAUAACUAUAGUAGACAAGGUUAACAAAACCGAACGCUACAUGAACCGGAGAGAUCUCACCAAGAACCUGUUUGAAGUGCACCAUUCCCUUGGCGUUGAGAAGUGGCUGGUAGUGCGCAAAGAGUUGGAUGCUAGCAAGAUGAAAGUAGGUAUUGGUUAUACUGAAGUCGCUGUUGGAUUUCCACUACCAGCUGAAGACAUUCUCUCUCUGGCCUCGCCUCUCCAGCAAAAUUUGCCUCAACAAAAGGUGUUUGCAUUUCUGCCUCUGCGAAGUUACGGCCUUCGCUUUAUUAUCCAGGCGGACUUCGACGUACCAUCAUCAAGAGAGGCCGUUGACGAGUCUAGUUCAUGGAAUCAGUGGCUUAGAUCCCAUAUCGCCUCACUGUUUGUCAAAGAUGGCUUAAAGCAUUUCAAGGAGCUCGACGACAUGCCCACACUUGAAGCUCUGUGUGUCUUUCUUCGAUUUGUUCCACUCGAGGCGGAGGUCCAAGGAUUUUUCCAGGGAGUCACACGAGAAAUAGUGCAGCUUCUCAAAGGAUUCAAUUGCAUGCCAGUCCUAAAGUCUAAUCCUGCAUCUCCGACAGCAUCUACGCUUGAGGAUGAUGAAGACAUCGACUGGGUGCAACCAUCUCAAGCAGUUAUUGCUAAGGAUCGUUUGCUGUACGAUGUCCUGCCUGUGGGCAUGCUCAAAGAUCAUUUAGAUUUACAUUACUUACACCCCAAGGUUGCUGGUGUUCUUAAUCCUGGCCUGGCAAGGUGUCUCGGAGUAGAGGAAUUAUCAAGCAAACAUCUGAUCAAGUCAGCAGAGACAUUGUGCGCAUUGCAUUCACAGCAAUCUCACUCUAGUCAACUGACUCUUUCUUGGAUUGCCAAAUGGUUGCUCUGCUUGAGUAGAGCUAUGAUCAGAGAGUUCAAAACUAGUACUGCGUUGUAUGAGAGUUUCAAAACGUUAGCUAUUGUUCCUCUGAGCAACGGUAACUUUGUAUCUCUCCGUGAUACAGUAGUCUUCUUCCCUCUGGACGACGGAGACAGGAAGUUACGUUCAGCUACAGGUAAAAGCUAUUUGGAUGCAAUCUAUAACGAUAUGAGAACUGUCUCUAAAGAGAUGCUGAGUAUGCAGAGUAAUGCAGAGAAUGCAUCGGUUCACAGACUGCUGGAGGAAAUGGGAGUCAAGCGGAUGACUUCUCGAGAAAUUGUCUACAACCACAUUAUUCCUAUACUGGAGUCUGACGACUGGCGAGGGAAAUCUCCUGGUCUUGUUGUCAGUUAUCUUGUGUUUCUAAAAGAGCAAUGUGACCGCGACCCAAACAUGCUCAAGAUUGACCAACUGAAAACUUUUGCUGUCCUGUUGACUAAUCAAGGGCAACUGAGACCGAAAGAAGAAAUCAUUCACUUUAGUAGCAUUUACCUCCAAGAACGAAAAUUUGACUUGCAGCGACACUUUCCAGAAGUGUCGUGGAAAGUGGUGGAUCAGACGUACUUACAGAUAAGCGACGCUUCUAAUCCAGCACUAAUUCAUUCGUGGGAAACGUUUUUACGAAGGCUUGGUGUCGAGCAGUUUCUAGCUGUGAGAGAGAGGACGAUUGAACUUGUCGAAGACGAACUAAGCGCUUCUCCUUGGGGUAAUAUUGCCAAGGCCUGGCCGAAGUCGAAGGACGAGAAGUAUCGAAUCCGUGACUAUACUUGCCCCGAGUUUCUUGCUGUCGUUGGCUCUGUGACGGCUCUGAAUGAAACCUUGCAGAAGGAACGCAUGAAAUCCUUGGUUGAGCUUUUUAACCACAACUGGAGUUUAAUCUACAAUGCAAGGAUAAAAGCUGUGGUCAUGGGUGCAAGCGGAGAACCAGUUUGUGAGACCGAGUCGACAUUCUACAUGGAACUUAAGCGGACCUUGUGGAUUCCUACCGUUGUCAAACGCCAGCAAAGUCCAACUCAUAAGACAGAACCAUCUCUAUUACAUCGUCCGGAUGCGCUGUUUCUGAACGACAAGAAAACUGCGGCAUUACUACACUGCCACGUAGACUACGUAGACGCAACUAUCAACAAUCCAAAUUUUACUAAGUGUCUAGGUCUGCAUACAUCCGAAGUCAUCACCGUAGAAUUUAUUUUAAUAAUGCUGCGAGAGUGGUCUGGGCCAUCGGAUGUCCAAAAGCAGUUUAGCACUUCUCUUCGUCACAUGUCGUCUGUGUAUGAGUACUUGCUGGGCUCGUCAAACAUAGGAGACAAACAAGAUCCUGUACGUUUGUUCUUCCAACAAGAAAGAGCCUUCUUUGUUCCAUUUCACACUGUGGAUAAUAACAGAAUGGCAAACGAUAUAGUGCCUGGAACGUUCGUAACGUUCGACGAAGUUUGCUGGGAAGAUUCUACGGGCGUGCUACGUGAUAUCGUCAGAUCUGCCCGAGAAUCUGCGGUACCAGGACCGAAGCUGCUGUCCGAAGUUUAUCAAUGUAUUGGAGAAAACGAAUGUCGAGCUCUUGGGAAGCUUUUCUUGGAUAAACUGGAUCUUAAUGCGACACCGACAAUAUUUGCUCUACUAGACGUUAUGGAGUAUGUUGCUGCUAUGCAACUGACGCCUACUUACGACAUUCUGCAGCAGAUACAGAAGUUGUACAUGGCUGUUAGUCACAUGGUUCGUGAGUCUGCAGAGAAGGAAGCGUACGAGACAGCAAGAAAGAGCAAUACUGAAUUGCCAUCCUUUGCCAAGUUCAAAUCAUUACACAGAUCGAAGUUUGAAGAAGCACUUCUCGAGGAAGGCGUAGAACUCCACGUGAGCGACUGUCAGGCAGGGUUGCUUGUCAGAACACGCAUAGCCGGAAAACCAAUGUUUGCAUCGAUUAGAAAUAAAUGGGUGAGUGCAGACCAACAACCAAUGAUCAAGGACAAUCCCAGUAUGGCUGAUCGAUUUGCAGACCAUCCAGUGGUGCACUUCCUGUGGCCUGUCUUGGAAUCGCGAUCAUCACAAAGUUUUACUUCUUCUCGCGCUAUGGAACUGGGAGCGUUGCAAAGACAAAAGCGAUUGCACGAAUUACAAUCUGUAAGACAGGACAAUGAAAAAGACAAAAUAUACGAAUUUUUUGCAAUUUGCGGCAUAAAGAAACUGUCGAAGGUUGUUUGUGAAGAUGUGCACGAGUCCGGUGUAGGUCCCAGUCCUCAACUGCAGCUUAGAGUAAAGCGACUGUUGCCGUUUAUUCAAAAAUAUUUGUUUAACGAUCUUAAUUACGAAUACCAACAACUGCAAGACGAAGGAAUUUCGGAACGUCUGUUAGAAAUGCGUUUCUCACUAGCUGACAAAAUCUUUGUGUCCCUUGUCAUCAAGGGACUUAACAUUCACUCGGAUAAGCAAGAGACAGAUUGUGCUUUGAGCAACCGCGAGGUUCUCAUUGUUUCCAGACAAGCGUGGGCAUCCAUAGACGAUAACAAAUCGAAACUACCUUCUCUAAUGGGUCGAGAGCUUGCUAAAGUGUUCCUGUCUAUUGAUCACAACGAGUACUCGACACUCGAGUCAUUUAUCGAAAAUUUGUUACAGUGCCUACCGAAUCAGAAAGAAUUGAAGAAGUUUGUCCAGAAGUGGAAGCUGCCUUCACGAAUGCCCGAAGAUGAGCAAGCGUGGACUAUACCUGAACCCGAUGUCGCUCAAGAAGCGUCACAACAAGAACAGCAAGAACGUUUGCAAGAAGAACUACUUCCUAGCAAAGCGUCCAAUGAACAAGUAGAGAAGAAUAAGAUAAGAGAGGCCGACGACGGUAAGCUGAGAUCUUGGCCACCGCGCUCGUCAACGCAGCCUCCAUCAGCUAAAUCUCUAGAACGCAGCCAGCGGGACAAACCCAAAGACGAACAAAAACGUGAUGUCGAAUGGAGCAUGCCGCAACAGCCCGAACAAUGGCAAGGACCCGACGGACAAAUGCCACCAUCACGGCCAAAUCUACACAGAGACAGAUCGAAAGUAAACUCAGAGCACGAUGGCAGAUCUGACCACUUGGAAUCGCGGAUAUUGUCAACACAAGUAGACGAGAGCAGUAGUAUGUACACCACAGACGUGUCGACGGAGUCUCAUGCCGCUCAACUUCAAUCGCGUAUGCUCAGCCCUCAUCAAACAUUGCCCCAAUUCGACCCAUCACUAGGCCCCAUUCCUCCCAUGGCAAUGCCUCGUGCACCCUUCAUAAACAUGCAACUCGACCAGCGUAUCUUCCACGGUUCAUCACCUGCACCGUUUCCGCAACCCUUUACCCCCAAUACGGUCUCAUCCAUCGAAUUUGAAGAGGUGGCUAGAGCUCCACAGCUCAGACCGCCCGUGUCCGUCGUGUUACACCCUCAAUCGCCUCAACAAGAGGUCGGUCGAUACGGAGAGGAGCUCAUUUUCCUCUAUCUGUUGAAUCAAAGGGAUCUGGGCCUACUCACCUACGACGACCAACCAGUUAAAAAUGUUGCAGUCUUGUGGGUAAACCAGAGAAACGAAACGGGAUAUCCGUUUGACAUUCAGGUUAACUUCUUCCUUCCUGGUCAACAGACGCCCAAGUCUCAUUUCAUUGAAGUCAAAACGACAAGAUCUCCAGACAAGGGAUUAUUCCAGAUAUCGAACAACGAGCUGCGUUUCGCUCACCAACAGAGAGAUGCCUUCUACGUCUACCGAGUAUUCAAUGCAGGCAAUGCGGCCGUGAAGGUGGGCAGAAUCAGAAAUCUUUCUCAAUAUCUUGAUUCGAAUCAAGUGCAGCUGUAUAUUGAGAUUUAGAGAUAGAGAGGGGGGGGAAUAGAGGGAUUUUAAAAAGGCACUUGAUUGCUAUGUUUAGUGUUUUAUGUUUUUUAGUGGCCAUUGCAAGCAGCUGUUGUUGGGCAUUUUGCAAGUCAAAUGGGUUUCAUUUUACAUGUUGGUAUCUUAGCAAAUAUAUUCAAUUAGAUUUCAAGAA
Corticium candelabrum is the source of this 7772-nucleotide messenger RNA. RefSeq lists its product as uncharacterized. The record is from RefSeq and is a predicted model, not a curated record. Bases 215 to 7597 code for a protein of 2460 amino acids. The transcript has 16 exons. NCBI's taxonomy places the organism in Eukaryota, Metazoa, Porifera, Homoscleromorpha, Homosclerophorida, Plakinidae.